Molecule: messenger RNA, 490 nt
Organism: Paramecium pentaurelia
Lineage: Eukaryota; Ciliophora; Oligohymenophorea; Peniculida; Parameciidae
Source: the annotation of a GenBank genome assembly
AUGAUGAAAUAAUAAAAUGCUUUUUCAUUGUUUCACUUUUUGAAAUAAUUACUAAUAAUACUUUAUUUUGGUGUUGGAUUGGCAAAUGUUAGAAUUGCAAAUAACAAGUCUUUUGUCUUGGAUAGUUUUGCUCUUUAUUAAUAAAAAAUUUUAUGGUAGUAUGAAAAUGUUUAAAGAUUUAACAGGUUAGAUCUGAUCAUCCAUUUUUGUAUUAUAAUUAUUACAAACAUGGAUGAUCAUCAAUUUUCUUAGACAGGAAUUGAAUUGGAGGUUUAUCAAAUUCAUUUUUUUGUUUUCUAAACAAUAAUUUUCUUCCCUUAUUUUGCUAAAAUAUUGUUAGGAUAAAGCCAAAAAUUAAUGAAUUAUUUAAGUAUUGAUAAUCAAAGACCUUUAUUCUAUCAUUAUUUGUAAUAAAUAUCUAUAUUAUAAUUCUAGAAAGAAGAUUGACAGACACAUUUGGUUAAUAUAAAAUGAAAUUUUUUAAUAAUGA